Messenger RNA from Lepisosteus oculatus (spotted gar), 4157 nucleotides. RefSeq names its product max interactor 1, dimerization protein (gene mxi1). Gene Ontology annotation, biological process: regulation of transcription by RNA polymerase II. NCBI's taxonomy places the organism in Eukaryota, Metazoa, Chordata, Actinopteri, Semionotiformes, Lepisosteidae. Gene Ontology annotation, molecular function: RNA polymerase II cis-regulatory region sequence-specific DNA binding; DNA-binding transcription factor activity, RNA polymerase II-specific; protein dimerization activity. The record is from RefSeq and is a predicted model, not a curated record.
UUCAGGCACAGGGACCUAGAAGGCAGCGACUGGAGACGCCAUCCAUAGAUUUCACCUUUCAUUCAUUGAUCGCCUUCUAAAGAAGCCGCACAACAGAAUAGCUGACCAAAGAUUUACUUUCAAGCAGCAGCGAUUUCCCUUAAAGCAAAAUCAAGAUGGUUAGAAGUGAAAGGCAAAAGAGAGAGCUUAAACCUGACGAUGUGUUUCUGGAAUCCGAGACAUCAAUGGAUCAGCAAGAUUUCAGCGAGAUGUCUAGCUGUCCUUUCGACAUAUUUCGCUCCAACGAUUCUGCUAUGGACCAGAUCGACACUUUUCUGAAAAAUGUGCAAGUUUUGCUGGAGGCAGCAAGUUACAUAGAAAAUAACGAGAAGAAAAAUGGAAAAUGCGAACAUGGAUAUGCAUCGACGUUUCCUUCUAUUCAGAACACAAGCUACCAGAGACAAAGGAAAUUCAGGAAUAAGAAAUAUAGCAACAACCACAACAGGUCUACGCACAACGAAUUGGAAAAGAACAGACGAGCACAUCUUCGGCUGUGUUUGGAACGUUUGAAGGCACUUAUACCACUGGGACCAGACUGCAACCGGCACACAACACUGGGGUUGCUGAACAAAGCCAAAGCACAUAUUAAGAAACUUGAAGAGAUCGACCGGAAGAGCCAGUACCAGCGGGAGAACCUGGAGCGGGAGCAGAGGCACUUACAGAGACAGCUGGACCUGCUGCAGGCCGGCGGGGAUGCCGAGAGGACACGGAUAGACAGCGUGGGCUCCACCCUGUGCUCCGACCGCUCCGAUUCGGACCGAGAGGAGAUCGAGGUGGACGUGGAAAGCACAGAGUUCUCCCAUGGAGAAAUGGACAGUGUGAGCACAACCAGCACCAGCGACCUCGAUGACCACAGCAGCCUGCAGAGCAUGGCUAGUGAUGAGGGCUACUCCAGUUGCAGCAUCAAACUUGCCUUCUCCUCUUAAAGUCCGCGGCACACAGAGAGACGUGAGGUGGAGUAGAUUAUCAGCGCGACAACCCCAAAACCAAACAGAACCUCAUGGGGUGUUCAGAACAUGACCUACCCUCAGAUCUGGCCUGACCUACAAAGGUGUGAUCUUGCUUUUUCUGAAAAGGCCGCCCAUAGAUGCUCAGUAAAAGAACAAGGCUUUGCAUACUUAUAAUUCCUUCUGUACAAUUCUAGGCCAUUUACAUUGUUUAUUUACAGAUUUUUGAGAUUUCGUUCAAGAAGGUCUGAAAAAUUAGGUUUUGUUUGGGAAAAAAACAGCUACACUGGAUGUCAAGAAUGUAGCAUCUAUGAGACAUCAAAAGAAGCGGCAGUUAUGUUACCAAAUGACAGGCUAAACUGUAAUCUCACUGCAUGCCACAUAUGUUCUGUGCAAAUGUGGUUCAAAGAAUCUAGCACAGAGGUGUGCUUUCAACCCAAGGUGAUUAUAAAGUCUAGCAGUGACCUUCUGAAAGAGGUCGCUGUAUCUCAAAUUGCAGUGUUUUCACCCCUAUUGCCAUUCACAUGCACAUUAAUAUAUGUGUAUGCAGUGAAUGUCGAGAUGAAGGGCAUCAGGGUUUUCUCCGGGGUGAUUGCAAGACUUUACAACCAUAUGGAAUUAAAAAACAGAUUUACAAGACAAUAAAUUGUGCACUUUGAUAAGCUUCCGAGUCUUCAAAAUGGAUCAGUUUCCAUCAUUGCAGUUCCACAAUCUUUGCAAUGAAAGCUGAAGUUAGGUCAGGUUCUGAACUGGUGCUGAAUGAUACUCACGCUCUGCUGGAAAAACAAACAGUAAAUUGGACAGGAAUCUGUGGGAAUUAUAACUCAACUUGCCAUAUCAACAUUUCUGGCCCAUGAGCAUUGUUCUUGCUAAGCAGUGCACAACCACAACUCGGACACUGAAAUUGGUGCUACAUAACACAGGUUAAGUGUAGGUUAAGUGCUACACAACACAUACCAACAAAGAAGAUUAAAUAGCCCAUGCAGAAUAAUGCAGAAUCUCUUUUGUUAAGGUAAAAAAGAACCUUAGAAAAGAGCAUCCAUUAAUAUGAACCCAUGGGUAUUCAGUUGGUUCUAAUUUUGGAAUCUGUUCUGUAGUUUUGUAAAAGCAACUACCACAAGCUACCCUGCACAUGCCUGUUUUAUAGUAGACUGUAGAGCUACAACUCUUGUACAUUUUCCUAACAGAUGUCCUUCUUUAAAGUAAAUUCUGAGCAAUAACAUUGUGGUCAUUCUGUCUUGACAGUUUUGGCUCCCUGUUUCUCAAGGCACUAAUUUUGUGUCUUGACAGCAAAAAUGAACUUGCUAGUUUUGUAUAUAGUUUAAUUUAAAAAUAAAAUAAAAAGUUUAAAAAAUUUCGAAAGGAGAAAAAAUGACUAGUAUCCAUGGAUAGUAAUAUUGCCUCUGUUGCUGUUUGUCUUGUGUUUUGUGCAUUUUUAUAUUUUUUAAAGAUUUAAAUGUUUCAGGAAGGCAUUUUCUGUGGCAUGGACAGUAUUAUUUUGUUCAUUUUUCUAGCUGCAGAAAGUUCUGGCUUCUUCAGUCUUCAGAUGUAUUGCAAAAAGAAACAGAUUUUAUAUUGAGCUUAACUUCAAGACACAAUGAUGACAUAAAAAUGGUCAUUAGAGAAUCAUUAAUUAUGGACUUCUGUUAACCUCUGAGUUGGAGUGGCACUGGCUUAUUUAUUAGAUUUUAUGAAAACAUAAAAGCAUUCCUCCAAUCAAAUCUUGAGCUGUACAUUCUCUGUCUGAAAGCGACAGAGUGAUAUUUGAUGUUCCUUACAUCUCUCGGCUUGAGGUUUCCCAAACUUGCACUUCAAGGUCUUAUUUUCUUCUUUAUUUUUUUAAUUAUUAACCGAUGUGUAUCCACUAAUUUAUGAAAGAGACCUCACCAACUAUAUUUGGUCUAAAACCUUUUUUGCUGUAAAGUUGUACCAGUUAUCUUCAUCCAUCAACACAAGUUUAUUUAUUGAUUUUAUUGGGUUGGUUUAGUUCAGGUUUGGUUCUUAUUCCUUAUUUUUAUCAGGGUUGGAAGGGUAUUACUAAAAGUUAAAAAAAAAUACACAUUUGCUCUCUUUGCCAAGUUAUGUUUUUCUUUUGUGUUUUUCGUGCAGAGGACACUAGAAACGUUUAAUCUCCCUAGCGUGUUUUACAUACUGUAGGGGGUAUCUUUUUUCUCUGUAACACACUCAUCUACUUUAGUUAGAAAUCAGCUAUAUUACCUCUGCAUAAAAUAGCAGUUCUUGGGUCUGCAAGAUUUAAUUCAAAUAGACCUUAGUCUCCUUAUCACACAAUAAUGCGAAACAACUUUCCUUAGCUCAGCUAAGAGCUACAUUAUCUUGAAUUAAAAACUGCAGAUCUCUUUGCUCAAACCUCAGCAAAAGCCUGAGAAGUGUUGUGGCAUGACUUAAGUCUAAUGGCUUGCCUGACGUGUUUGCAAUUCGCAGUUCACAAUGUCUAGUGACUGGCUGAUGUUGAGGUUAUCUUUCAUUUUUUAUUUCACAUUUGAGCGUUUUUAAUCCAAAGUUCUCUUGGUAACAUAAGCAUUGGUGGGAGUAUAUUCAGAUAGGUUUAUUCAUGCUUGCUGCAUCUAAGCUGUUUAACAUUGGUUUGCCCGUUUGUCUGCCCAAUAUCACGGCUUUCUCAGAAGAAUAUAAAUGCCAAAUGUGUCUUAACAUGUCUGGAUGUGUCCCUUCUUGCACGGGUAGAUAAAUUUUCAUUGUUUUCUUGGGGGGGGGUAUUUCUAUAUUUGUUUAAAAAAAUGCACUAUAAGAAAGACCCAGCCUGAAACUUUCUGAUUCCACACCAAAGUGUUUUCUCUGCUUUCUAGAGGCUCUGAAAAACGCCUGUUUUGAGAUAACAUGUUGCUGUCCCUUAACCUGUCGUUUUGUUUAGAUACUGGUAAAGGCAAAUAAAUUGGCAAGGGAAAAUGGGUCAAUAAAUGUAUUCCACCCCUGUGUUAACCUGUGCUGAGCUUGUGGAAGUUUGUCUUAAAACGUGCUCUGAUUAAGAUGUAAGAUGAAUGCAAUACUCAAUAAACACAGUCUGUCAGAUAUGUAGCUCUUGUUUAAGAUGCUAUUAAAAAAUGUACCGAGCAUUUCAAAGGUUCUGAGAAACUUCCUUUGAGGUGCGUGACAAUUCUUUUUAUUUACAAUAAACUUUAAGCUUGGACGUAA